Messenger RNA from Vespula pensylvanica (western yellowjacket), 2083 nucleotides. It is a transcript of the gene cwo, whose product is annotated as hairy/enhancer-of-split related with YRPW motif-like protein. Gene Ontology annotation, biological process: regulation of transcription by RNA polymerase II; anterior/posterior pattern specification; regulation of circadian rhythm. Gene Ontology annotation, molecular function: DNA-binding transcription factor activity, RNA polymerase II-specific; protein dimerization activity; RNA polymerase II cis-regulatory region sequence-specific DNA binding. NCBI's taxonomy places the organism in Eukaryota, Metazoa, Arthropoda, Insecta, Hymenoptera, Vespidae. The transcript has 5 exons. Gene Ontology annotation, cellular component: nucleus. The coding region runs from base 580 to 1956 and encodes 458 amino acids. The record is from RefSeq and is a predicted model, not a curated record.
CUUCUUUUUUAUUUCCUUUUUAUAAAUUUUUCCACGAUUUUAUCCAUUCUCUGAUACUUUGUCGUUAUUGUCAAUCGUCUCUUAUACGCGUCCUCGAUACGCUAGUGUUGUUUUUCUUUUUUUGGGAGGAAUUCCAGUAUUGCUCGAACGUGACUUCGCAUGUGGUAGCAAUUGCGACACUAUCCGAGCAAAGUUCGCGGAUAUUCUCCCGUCGAUGGGUGGAUCGAAUCCGUGGUAAUUACCGACGCUAUUAAUGGACUAACGCGAAGUGUCUCGCGCGCUAGUGUUACGAAAUUCUCGCACGUGAUCUUAGAAUGCGCGUAAAUCUCCUAACGAAGAAAGAGAUGCGCUCGUCUGGUCUCAUCGCAAGGUAUAGGUGUUUCUCGUGCAUCGCAUCUUUUCUAUAUGAACGGAGCUCGUACACGGGAAGAUAGGCUGGAAAGGGAAAGAAGGCAAGGGGAGAGUAAUCUAUGAGAGAGUCACAUGCCAGAAAAUGUCAACCACGUGCGAGAAAACGAGGCUUGAUUCUCUCAGGCAUAACCAGUUCGGGCUCGCUACGUUGAGUAAUUUCUUACACCGAUGAAUUAUAGGGACAUCGCGUUUGUGCUUGCUCACGAAACUAGAAAAGAACGAGCACUCUGUGCGCUUCGAGAAAACUCUGGUUUGAACGGCAGAUCCUGCAAGGAUGAGAUCUAUAGAAUGGGAGUAGGAGCAGGAUAUUGCAAAGGGAACUUGAAUUUUGCUACCGUCUCGGAGGAAGAUGAAGUUUACAACAAGAAAAAGGUUUCCAGGCAAGAUCCGAUGUCGCAUAGGAUCAUCGAGAAGCGCAGAAGAGAUCGCAUGAACAAUUGUCUUGCCGAUCUGAGCAGAUUGAUACCCACGGAAUACUUGAAGAAGGGUCGCGGCAGAGUCGAGAAAACCGAGAUCAUCGAGAUGGCCAUACGUCAUAUGAAACACCUGCAAGGCCUUCGACAAGACACGAAGCACGCGACUGUGACACCUGUGCACGCGCACCCCGAAGACAGCGUCGACAGCGUCUCCCAUUCGACCGCGGCCUCGACCGCGGCCGAGCACUACAGACUGGGAUUUCAAGAGUGCCUCAGCGAGACGAUUCACUUUCUCAUCGAGAUCGAGGGCUUCUACACGAGGGAUUCUCUCUGCGUACAGCUGACCAAUCACUUGCAGCGGCAUUGCGAGAAGAUCUUGGCUACGAGCGACAGAUUGGGCUUCCCUCAGCCUGUGAUGCCAAUGUCGAACGGUAGCGCGAGCGGUACGAGUUACGCUCACGCUACCAUACCGGCGAUAUGCCAGCCUACCGUUCACUCCGAUCACGGCUCGAGUUCGGGCGUGAGUUCCUUUGGAGAUCCUGAACGUCCUCAACGCCCGGUCGGUUCCGGUGCUUGCUGCAACGCUGGCAUUAUACUACCGCCUACGAUCGUCAGCGACGACAGUAACCACAGCAAUCAUUCUCAUAGCACGCCUCGCAGUGCGAGCAAUAGCUAUCGCCCUCAAAAUUACAAGUUCAAGAGCUCGAUCAAGCAGAGGUUCUCCGCCGAGAGGGUAAAGUCGAAUCUUUCUCUUUGCGCGAGUCCUGAAAAACAAGCAAAUUCGUCUCACGGCGUUCCGAUUUUCGCGCUUCACGAUGGCGGUGCUUUUUACGUUCCUCUGACCGUCGAGGCUUCUAUGCUGAGCCCUCACUUUGGUUUCAUUCCGGACAACGGACCGGACACGGUCCUUCAUCCGGUCACGAUAUCCGUCAAUUUCAAUCAACAAUCAACGCCACCGUCAGCGGCGAAUCCGACCACGAUAACUACGAUGACGGCGACGGCGACGAUGACGAUGACGGCGACGACGACGACGAUGAAGACGACGACGACGACGACGGCGACCACGACGAUGACGAGUACAGGAAACGGAGCUGCACCGUGGUCCUCCCAUCAUAGUCCGAUUUAUUAGAUGUAAAAAUCCAUCGAGAGGAGAAACCCGAUUAUUUUUUCUUCGCCCGAUAUUUUUUUAUCAUCCUUUCGAUGCGACAAAAGACUCUUUUACUUGCAGUUAUCUUUGAGAGGGAGAGAGAGAGAGA